AUGCAGGAGGCCAGCCAUGAUCUCCUCAGUCACAAACAAGAUAUGUUUGGUGAUGUACAGUAUAUUAAGAGAAGAGACAUCGUCCUUAAGAGAGAACUGGGCGAAGGUGCUUUUGGGAAGGUGUUCCUGGCUGAGUGCUAUAACCUCAGUCCCACCAAGGACAAGAUGCUGGUAGCUGUGAAGGCUCUCAAGGACCCAACUUUGGCUGCCCGAAAGGACUUCCAGAGGGAGGCAGAGCUUCUCACCAACCUGCAGCAUGACCAUAUUGUAAAGUUUUAUGGUGUCUGUGGCGAAGGAGAUCCACUUAUCAUGGUCUUCGAAUACAUGAAGCACGGGGACUUGAAUAAGUUUCUGAGGGCACAUGGGCCGGAUGCACUGAUCCUCGUGGAUGGACAGCCUCGGCAAGUCAAAGGGGAAUUGGGACUUUCUCAAAUGCUGCACAUUGCUAGCCAGAUUGCCUCGGGGAUGGUCUACCUUGCCUCCCAGCACUUUGUACACAGAGACCUGGCCACGAGGAACUGCUUGGUGGGAGUUAAUCUACUGGUGAAGAUUGGAGACUUUGGAAUGUCCAGAGAUGUCUACAGCACUGAUUAUUACAGGGUAAGGCAAAUUCGAAAGUAUCGGUUGGAGCGAGUGGCACAAACAGAGAUUGGAGAAAAGAAACUGAGUUAA
Messenger RNA from Protobothrops mucrosquamatus (brown spotted pit viper), 672 nucleotides. Its product is annotated as NT-3 growth factor receptor-like. The transcript has 4 exons. Lineage: Eukaryota; Metazoa; Chordata; Lepidosauria; Squamata; Viperidae. The record is from RefSeq and is a predicted model, not a curated record. Gene Ontology annotation, cellular component: membrane; axon; signaling receptor complex. Bases 1 to 672 code for a protein of 223 amino acids. Gene Ontology annotation, biological process: cellular response to nerve growth factor stimulus; multicellular organism development; regulation of phosphatidylinositol 3-kinase/protein kinase B signal transduction. Gene Ontology annotation, molecular function: neurotrophin receptor activity; neurotrophin binding; transmembrane receptor protein tyrosine kinase activity.